Zea mays is the source of this 3309-nucleotide messenger RNA. RefSeq names its product serine/threonine-protein kinase-like protein CCR4. Gene Ontology annotation, biological process: protein phosphorylation. Gene Ontology annotation, molecular function: ATP binding; protein kinase activity. Lineage: Eukaryota; Viridiplantae; Streptophyta; Magnoliopsida; Poales; Poaceae. The record is from RefSeq and is a predicted model, not a curated record. Bases 322 to 2691 code for a protein of 789 amino acids. The transcript has a single exon.
ACAAUUAGUUAAAUUUUUGACAAUCAUCGCCUUGAUCAUCGUCCAACGCACUACCGAGCUAGCUAAUCAAUCACCUCUUGACUGAUGGAGAAGGACACAAGCAUGCCGGCCGCGGCGCUCCAGGAGUGAGCUGAGCCGAGAGCAGUUGAGGAGGUGAGUGCCAGAGCAGAGCACGCAGGCAGGAGCAGGAUUAGCCACCAAAUCCACCACUUGACGCGGCCACACCCGCUCACACCUGUGCCGCGGCUGCCUUACCAUGUCCCCUACCCUGCCGCUCCCCCUCCCCCUCCCCCUCCUCCCCGCACGCUGCUGCGCGCUCCCAUGCCGCCGCCGCGCCGGCUCCACCUCCAUGCCGCCUUCCUCCUCCUGCCCAUCUUCCUGCUCGCGACGUGGCGGCCCGCGGCGGCGUCCGCACUCUCCACCUUCGCGCUGGCCAAGGCGGACGCCACCACCAUAGUGUGCGCGCUCCUGCCGUCCGCGGCGUCGCCUCUGCUGGUCGACCUCAACUGCACGGCCGCCGGCGGCGACCACGCGCGCCAGGAGACGUACCCGUCCUCGCACCCCUUCAACGCGCUGGCCGGAGGGGAGGACUUCCUCUGCGCCGUGGGGCCCUCCGGCGAGCGCGCGGGCGACGUGGACAUGCGCUGGUGGGACCUGUCCGGCGACGGUAGCAACAGGUCCAAGCGGGUCUACAUGGGCCCGCCGCUCCGGGCGCUGUCCUCGAGCGAGUACCGCGUCUGCGGGGUGCUCCACAGCGGGGAGCUCCACUGCUGGCGCUGGCGCGGCCUCCGCAUCUCCAGGGACCUCCGGUUCGUCGCCGCCGCCGUCGGGGACGGAUUCGUGUGCGCCAUCCUCAAGGGGACGCCGGCCUCCAUCCGCUGCUUCGGCAACGACACAGCGGCCCCGGCCGUCGCCGGCGCGCCGACGAACGGGAGCUUCGACGUCGUGGCCGCUUGCGCCCACCGCGCGUGCGCGCUGUCCACGGCGGGGGCGCUCACGUGCUGGGGCCGCGACCCGCCGCGCGUCGGCCCGGGCGAUGCGGCGGCCACCGGGUACGCGGCGCUGGCAUUGGGGGAGGACGGCGUCUGCGGCCUGCGCACCAAUUUCACCAUCCGCUGCUUCGGCGACGGCGUGGCCCACCCGCCGCCCGACCUCGCGCACGCCCAGUUCCUCGACGUGCGCGCGCACGGCAAGGCCUUCUGCGGCGUGCUCAUGGCCAACUACUCCCUCGUCUGCUGGGGCGGCCCUGAGUUCAACACCACCAACCGCCUCGUCUUCGGCCGCGUCAUGCCGGGCCCCUGCCUGCCCAUGUCCUCGUGCCAAUGCGGCGUCUUGCCGGGCUCCGCCAACUUCUGCGACGACAGCCGCUGCGUCUGCGUCGACUGCGCGUUCGAGCUCAACGUCGCCAGGCCCAACGCGUCGGUCGUCCCCGGGAAGGGAGGUUGGAGCAGGAGGACCAUGUGGAUUGCAAUCGCCGCGGCGGCCGCCGUUUUCCUCGUGUUCUUCGUGGCAUUCCAGUUCGCGCUGGUCCUAUGGUGUCGCCGCCGCCGCCGCCGCAGGAAAGAACUGGAUGCCUCCGCUGGUGUGCAGCAGUCGCUGAUGCCGCCGAGGCUCGGGUCCAGCAGGAGCAAGGGCCCGGGCAGCGUGGUGGAGCACUUCACGCUAGACAUGCUCCAGGCCGCGACGGACGGGUUCUCCGAUGACAGCCGGAUCGGAACCGGGAGCUUCGGGUCCGUGUACCGUGGCACCCUACCCGACGGCCGCGAGGUCGCGAUCAAGCGCGCCGAGGACUCGGCCAAGGCGUCGAGCUCGAUGGCGCGCCCGGCGCGGCGCCGGGACCGCGAGACGGCGUUCAACUCGGAGCUGACCGCGCUGGCGCGCGCCAACCACAAGAACAUCGUGUGCCUGCUGGGCUGCUGCGCGGACUCCGGCGAGCGCGUGCUGGUGUUCGAGUUCAUGGCGAACGGCACGCUGCACGACCAGCUCCACAGCCGCAGCCCCAUGGCUGCGGCCGUGUCGUCGUGGCGCGGCCGCCUCACCAUCGCGCUGGGCGCGGCGCGGGGCAUCGAGUACAUGCACGUCUACGCCGUGCCGCCCAUCAUCCACCGCGACGUCAAGUCCGCCAACAUCCUGCUCGACGACGCGUGGACGGCCAAGAUCGCCGACUUCGGGCUGUCCUCCGUCCUGGACCCCGGCGUGGGCGCCUGCGGCGACGGCACGCCGCAGGAGCCCCUCUACACCGGCGGCACGGUGGGGUACAUGGACCCGGAGUACUACCGGCUGCAGCACCUGACGGACAAGAGCGACGUGUACAGCUUCGGCGUGGUGCUCCUGGAGCUCAUGUCCGGGUGCCGCGUCGUGCAGCGCUACGCCGAGAGCGUGACGCCCAAGAACGUGGUGGAGUUCGCGGUGCCGCACAUCCUCGCCGACGACGUCGCGCGCGUGCUCGACCCGCGCCUGCCCGCGCCCACGCCCGACGAAGCCGAGGCGCUGGCCUACGUGGGCUACCUCGCCGCCGACUGCGUGGGGCCAGUGGGGUGCGACCGCCCGUCCAUGACCGAGGUCGUGGACGCCCUGGAGCGCGCCCUCGCGGCCUGCGGGGCUGGGCCGCUCUCCCGCGCCGGCACCGGCCGCCGCCCCGUGCUCUCCCGCUCCGGCACCGACCAGUUCGACCUCACCGACACCGACUAGCCGUCCAGAACCCUCUGCUGCUGCUGAGUGCUGACGAAACGUAGCCAUUCGCAUCGCGUCAUCUGCCACUUCCAUGGACCAUGGUGUCUGCCAACUGCAAGCCGCCGCACGCGCGUCGCCACUGGGGACACCAAAUGGCCCUGUCCCUGGGCCAUGGCUUGCCGUUGAAAAAGGCGAUCAAGCAAGAGCCAGAUCACAAGGCAAUCGACGCCGACACCUCCGAUGCUGCUGCGUGAUCAACGGCUUGAUUUCUUCUUCGUGAGAUAACCUUCGAUUGACUUGCGAACAACCCCACACAACGACAUGGCAGCGGAUCAACACAUGGCCCGUCGUGUAGGCAAAACGAUUGACGAGGCCAGCACGACGGGAAAAAGAUCAUUCAUUCUUUCUUUCUUUCUCCCCACUUUCUCCUUCCUUGCUGUAUUCGUUGUACACUUGUAUCUUUGCUUUCGGCUUCUCCCCAUUGGAAGGUUUCCAUAUUCUUUUACCAAUGUGCAUAGAUAGAUCAGCGACAAAGAUUGAGAAGAAAAGAAUCACGAUUUACAUGUGCUUUCAGUUUUCUAGUGAGGAUUGUUGUUAGGACCCGUUCAUCUGUAUUAUUCAUGGAUUUUUUUUUUA